Mangifera indica (mango) is the source of this 549-nucleotide messenger RNA. RefSeq lists its product as uncharacterized. NCBI's taxonomy places the organism in Eukaryota, Viridiplantae, Streptophyta, Magnoliopsida, Sapindales, Anacardiaceae. Bases 1 to 549 code for a protein of 182 amino acids. The record is from RefSeq and is a predicted model, not a curated record. The transcript has a single exon.
AUGGGAAAUGGCUAUAAUCACCAUUUUCAUCACCAGAACCUGCAUAUUCACCACCGGACGAUCUUGCCUAUGCUUUGUUCAACGCCGUCCAUCAAAGACGUGGCGGUUCCCAUAAGGAAAAGCCGAUCUACGGCCGUUUCUAACGACCCUUUGUCGCCUAGGAUCGGCUGCAUGGGCCAAGUUAAGAGAACCAACAAGAUAGUCGGCUUCCCUUCUUCUCAAAAGCUCAAACUUUCCGCUAAAACCAACAACAACAAUGUCAAGUACUUCAAACUGAAGAAGCUCUUUUCCGGGAAAAAUCUCACUGCCAAUACAAACAUUACAACUACUACUAAGACAAAGAUUGAAGAUGUUAAAGAGGGUAAUAUCAGUUUUAAGAUAGUCGAAAUGGAUCCUCCUUUGCCGGUGAUCAAGAAGGCGGCAAGACCAGACGAUAAAGUAGAUGAAAACAGUCUUUGGAAAAGGAGAGCAGUUGGGGGUACAUUGAAGAGCUUACAGCUGCAGCAUCUUCAAAUUCCAAGGCACCGACUUGAAUUAUCAACUCUUUGA